AUGGAUAUUUUGGCGAAGAAUCAGCAACUGCACCAGCAGCGAUAUAUCUUGUGUCGAGAGCGACACCACGGAGCAGAACGGCAUGUGCGGCUCGCAUACUGCACCUACGACCGGACAAAGGAAGGCUUGGAACCAGGCCCAGAAAUAGAUCGGUUUGGUCUGUGGUGGCUGCCUGGCGCCGGCCAGUCUCGUGCUCCGACGUGCCUCAAGGUUGACUGUCAGUGGCGAAUUGUGUUGGGAGUUUGCUUCACCACCUUGCACGUCAUGCCUACUACCACAGCAGUCGCGCUACGAUACAUGCUAGAGGGCACUAUUAUUAGAGUGCAUGCUAGGCAGGAGCCGGACGCAUGCGAGGCUGGUUGUCUGGAGUAUCUAGGCAGAGACUAUUUCGAACGAGAUGACGGAGGCGGUCGUCAAUAUGGGCGACGAGCUGUUGACCAAAUCGUGCCAGAGGAUGAGCACAAGGCAGCUGGCAACAGACGCCUGACUCCUUUCUUCCUCUUUGCCUCCAAUGUCAUGGCCGUCUCCGCCGUCCUCGGCGUCGACCUCGGCACAGAGUACAUCAAGGCUGCCCUUGUCAAACCUGGCAUGCCCCUCGAUAUUGUCUUAACCAAGGACUCACGCCGCAAGGAGACGUCCGCCGUCGCCUUCAAGCCUGCCCCCGGCGGCGCCCAGUCUGGCCAGUUCCCCGAGCGCGCCUACGGCGCCGACGCCGUUGCCCUCUCCGCUCGCUUCCCCGGUGAAGUCUACCCGAACCUCAAGACCCUCCUCGGCCUUCCCGCGAGCGACGCCGUCGUCGCCGACUACGCCGCGCGCCACCCAGCCCUGCAGCUGCAGGCGCACGCCACCCGCGGCACACCCUCCCUCAAGACCAAGACGCUGACCGCCGACGAGGAGGCGUGGAUGGUCGAGGAGCUGCUCGCCAUGCAGCUCCAGAGCAUCCAGAAGAACGCGGAGGCGCUCGCCGGCGAGGGCUCGUCGGUCCGCUCCAUCGUCAUGACAGUCCCGCCCUUUUAUACGACCGAGGAGCGCCGCGCCCUCCAGCUCGCCGCCGAAAUGGCCAGCCUGAAGGUCCUCGGCAUCAUGAGCGACGGCCUGGCGGUCGGUCUCAACUACGCCACCGGUCGUCAGUUUCCAAACAUCAACGAGGGUGCCAAGCCUGAGUACCACAUCGUCUUCGACAUGGGCGCCGGUUCCACCACCGCCACCGUCCUCAGGUUUCAGAGCCGUAAUGUCAAGGAUGUUGGCAAGUACAACAAGACCGUCCAGGAGGUUCAGUCUCUUGGCGCUGGAUGGGACCGCACUCUUGGUGGUGAUGCGCUCAACUACCUCAUCACGGACAACAUGAUCUCGCAAUUUCUCGAGUCUAAGUCGGCCCAGAAAGUCUCUGCCACCUCGGAGGGUGUUCGCGCUCAUGGACGUGCAAUGGCUAAGCUCAUUAAGGAAGCUGAGCGUGUUCGUCAUGUUCUUAGCGCCAACCAGAAUACCGGCGCCAGUUUUGAGGGUCUAUAUGAGGAUGUUGACUUCAAGUUCAAGCUGACUCGUGCCGAUUUCGAGAACAUGGCUCAAGAUUUCCCCGAGCGAGUUGCCACUGUUGUCAACGACGCUCUCAAGAUGGCUGGACUUGACAUUGUCGACCUCGACUCUAUCAUUCUUCAUGGUGGUGCUACGAGAACCCCGUUCGUCCAGAAGGCCCUUGAGAAGCUUGUCGGCUCCGCUGAUAAGCUUCGCUCCAACGUCAACUCUGACGAGGCUGCUGUGUUUGGUGCUGGCUUCCGUGGCGCCGAGCUAUCUCCCAGUUUCCGCGUCAAAGAGAUUCGAAUUUCGGAGGGCUCCAACUACGAUGCCGGCAUCAAGUACACCAACGCCAAGGGCAAGGAGCAGCGCCAGCGUCUCUGGACUUCCACCUCUCCUCUUGGUGGCGCUCCCAAGGCGCUUACGUUCCACGACUUCAAGGACUUCUCUGGCACCUUUUACCAGCAAGUGGGCGAUGACGACCAGACCGUUGCCACCUUUUCUACCAAGAACCUGACCGCCACAGCCGUUGCUCUCAAGGACAGGUACCCCUCCUGCGUCGACUCCGAAAUAGUAUUUAAACUUGCCCUCAAGCUGUCCAGCGAGAAUGGCGAAGUAGCCGUCGCCUCGGCUUACGUAGAAUGCGAAGCCGAAGUCAAAGAGACUCUGAUCGACGGUGUCAAAAAUCUGUUUGGAUUUGGCAAGAAGGACGCCUCCGAGGAUGGUGAGGAUGCCAAGGCGGACGCUACCAAGUCGGGCAAGAAGUCUACAAAAUCUAGCAAGCCCAAGAAGUCUUCCAAGUCGUCUGAGAGCGCUUCCUCUUCUACUGAGUCGGCUUCUGCCUCUACCGGUACCAAUGACUCCAAGUCGACUGAGGCGGCUGCGGCGCCCAAGGAAGAUGUCAAGAAGAAGGAGCUGGUCAGCAUUCCCGUCCAAGUUGUUAUUGAGAAGGCUGGCCUCCCCCAGCUCACUCAGGAAGAGCUUACUACUUCCAAGGAUCGACUCAAGGCCUUUGCCGAUUCCGACAAGGCUAGACUUCAGCGGGAGGAGGCUCUGAACAAGCUCGAGGCUUUCACCUACAAGAUUCGUGACCUUCUCGAGAACGACGACUUUAUUGCCAAAUCGACUGAGAAGGAGCGCACUACGCUCUCUGAAAAGGCUAGCGAGGCCAGCGACUGGCUUUACGAGGAUGGCACCACUGCCACGAAGGACGAGUUCAAGGCCAAGCUCAAGUCGCUCCAGGACCUUGCCAACCCAGUUCAGAAGCGUGUACAAGAGUCCACCGCCCGACCGAAAGCUGUCAAGCAGCUCAAGGAUCUCCUGAGCCAGACUGAUAACUUCCUCGCGGGCAUCUACCAGCAAAUCGACGAACACGAGCAGUAUCUUGCCAGCGCUUCUGCGGCUUCUAGCUCCACCUCCACUGCGUCUGCCGCCGCCGAGUCAUCCACGGGUGAGUUUGACGGCCUUGAAGAUGAGGAUGCUACCACGACCAAGGAAGAGGUCGAGGAGGAAAAGCCCGCAGCGGCAACCCCGCCACCGUACAAGCGCGAGGACCUCAGCGAGGUUGAGAAGCUCAACACCGAGACUAAGGCGUGGCUGAAAGACAUGGAGGCCAAGCAAGACAAGCUCGGUGCUGCUGAAGACCCCGUUCUAGUGAGCAGCGACAUUGCUGCGAAGGAGGAUAAGCUUAGCAAGAUCAGCAUGGAGGUCGCCAUGAAGGGCUUUCGCUAUUUCAAUGGCAGCGGCAAAAAGCCCAAGGCCAAGAAGCCUUCCAAGUCUAAGGGCAAGGGCAAGGGCAAGAAGUUUGACGUCAAUGACAUGGAUGCUGAGAUGUUUGCCGAAGGCAUCGACCAAAAGGAGCUUGACCGGAUUCUCGCUGAUAUUCGCAAGCGCCAUGCUGAUGAGGAGACAAAGAAGGAAGAUGGCAGCAAGGAGGAGGCCAAGACGAAAGGACACGACGAACUAUAA
Messenger RNA from Cordyceps militaris CM01, 3483 nucleotides. Its product is annotated as chaperone protein dnaK. Gene Ontology annotation, molecular function: ATP-dependent protein folding chaperone; ATP binding. Gene Ontology annotation, cellular component: endoplasmic reticulum chaperone complex. The coding region runs from base 1 to 3483 and encodes 1160 amino acids. Gene Ontology annotation, biological process: endoplasmic reticulum unfolded protein response; cellular response to hypoxia; negative regulation of hypoxia-induced intrinsic apoptotic signaling pathway. The record is from RefSeq and is a predicted model, not a curated record. NCBI's taxonomy places the organism in Eukaryota, Fungi, Ascomycota, Sordariomycetes, Hypocreales, Cordycipitaceae. The transcript has 3 exons.